UAAGGAACUACUGCAGAUAAAAUUUAAGGUUAUAGGACUUGAUUAAGAAAUUGAUUAAAAAUAAUCUUGGGAGAAGAGGAGAACUGCAGGCACAAAGGGUAGCGGGAGCUGUGAGCGGGAUGGAGACGAUCCUGGAGCAGCAGCGGUGGUACCGUGAGGAGCAGGAGCAGCUCAUGGACAUGAUGGUGAAGGAGAUGCUCACCAAGAAGUCUAAGCUCCAUCACCAGAUCAACUCGGACCACCACAGCCGGGCCAUGCAGGACAGGUACAUGGAAGUGAGCAGCAACCUGCGGGAUCCGUAUGAUGACAAGGACAGCCUGUGUGAGGAAGAACUCAGUGCCAUUUCCGGGCCAAAUGAAUUUGUGGGAUUUUACUACAGACUGAAGCAAAUCAAGGAAUUUCACCAGAAGCACCCAAGUGAGAUCUGUGUUCCUAUGUCAGUGGAGUUUGAGGAGCUGCUGAAGGCCAGAGACAACCAGAGUGAAGAAGCGCAGAAUCUGGUGGAGUUCACAGAUGAGGAAGGGUACGGACGAUACCUGGAUUUGCAUGAUUGUUACCUCAAGUACAUUAACCUCAAAUCACCAGUGAAAUUAGAUUAUAUCACUUACUUAUCCACAUUUGACCAACUCUUCAAUAUUCCCAAGGAGAAAAAAAAUGCUGACUAUAAGAGGUAUCUUGAAAUGCUCCUUGAGUACCUGCAGGGUUACACAGAUCGAGUGAAACCAUUACUGGACCACAAUGAACUUUUUGAGAAAAUUCAGACGGAGUUUGGGAAGAAGUGGGAGAAUGGCACAUUCCCAGGCUGGCCAAAAGAGACCAGCAGUGCCCUCACCCAUGCUGGUGCCCACCUGGACCUCUCGGCCUUCUCCUCCUGGGAGGAACUGGCCUCCCUGGGACUGGACAGGUUAAAAUCGCUGCUGGCUUUGGGGCUGAAGUGUGGUGGGACUCUGGAGGAGUUGUUUCUCCACAUGGUUUGA
Pyrgilauda ruficollis (rufous-necked snowfinch) is the source of this 977-nucleotide messenger RNA. RefSeq names its product splicing factor 3A subunit 3-like. NCBI's taxonomy places the organism in Eukaryota, Metazoa, Chordata, Aves, Passeriformes, Passeridae. The record is from RefSeq and is a predicted model, not a curated record. Gene Ontology annotation, molecular function: RNA binding. Gene Ontology annotation, cellular component: spliceosomal complex. Gene Ontology annotation, biological process: mRNA splicing, via spliceosome.